UCCUAUCUCCCUCCUCCCGGGCUCCCCCUCGUCUCUCGGGCCCGUCCCCAAACCCGAACAUGAUGCAGCCGAUGCGGCUGCGGAGCCAAGGCCGGGGCUCCCCCCUCCUCUGCCUCUCCGCCGCCCUCCUCGCGGUCGCCCUGCUCCCCGGCGCCGCCGUCGCAGACGGCGUCACGCCUACCGAGGCGCUCCGGCUACGCGACGAGGUGAAAGAUAUGUUUUAUCAUGCAUUUGAUGGGUACAUGCAACAUGCUUUUCCACUUGAUGAACUGCGACCGUUGAGUUGUCAAGGGGAAGACUCCCUUGGUGGUUAUGCACUUACUCUUAUCGACUCUUUGGAUACUCUGGCUUUACUAGGUGAUAAGGAGAGAUUUGCUGCUGGUGUGGAGUGGGUUGGUAAGAACGUCCGCUUUGAUAUCAACAAAACUGUCUCAGUUUUCGAGACCAAUAUACGUAUCCUUGGCGGUCUGUUAUCAGCUCACUUGAUUGCCAGUGACUAUGCCACUGGUAUGAAGAUUGAGUCUUAUGAUGAUCAGUUACUUCAUUUGGCCGCUGACUUAGCCCAGAGGUUAUUACCUGCAUUUGACACUCCUACAGGUAUUCCAUUUGGAUCUGUUAAUUUACUGUAUGGAGUCGAUGAUGAUGAAAGCAAGAUAACAUCGACGGCUGGUGGUGGCACUUUGACAUUGGAGUUCGGUGUCUUGAGUCGGUUGACUAAUAACACUGUUUUUGAGCAAGUUACCAAAAAUUCAGUGCGUGGGAUAUGGGCACGCAGGUCAAAACUCAACCUUGUUGGAGCCCAUAUAAAUGUCUUCACUGGUGAAUGGACACAAAAGGAUGCAGGAAUCGGCACAAGCAUCGACUCAUUCUACGAAUAUCUUCUGAAGGCAUAUUUAUUGUUCGGAGAUGAAGAAUACUUGUAUGUAUUUGAAGAGGCUUACAAGGCUGCCAUGCACUACCUCCACCAUGAUCCUUGGUAUAUUGAGGUAAAUAUGAAUUCUGGUGCUACUGUUUGGCCACUAUUCAAUAGUCUGCAGGCAUUCUGGCCAGGACUUCAGGUUUUAGCUGGAGAUGUCGAUCCUGCCAUUCGAACACAUGCUGCCUUCUUUAGCGUCUGGAAAAAAUAUGGGUUCACUCCAGAAGGGUUUAAUCUCGCUACAUCUACUGUUCAGAAUGGACAACGGAGCUACCCGCUGCGGCCUGAGUUGAUUGAAAGCACAUAUUGGCUAUUCAAGGCUACCAGAGAUUUUAGGUACCUUGAUGUUGGAAGGGAUAUACUAGCAAGCCUUCAAUAUGCUGCUAAAUGUCCUUGUGGCUACUGCCACAUAUCAGAUGUGGAAACCCACAAGCAGGAUGACCACAUGGAGAGUUUUUUCCUUGCAGAAACGGUAAAAUAUCUCUGGCUUCUUUUUGAUUUAGCUGUAGGCCCUGAUAACAUUGUUGAAAAUGGGCCUUAUAAAUACAUAUUCAGCACAGAAGGCCAUUUGUUACCUGCUACUCCCGAAAUAUCCUUGGUAGAUGAGCAUUGCCUCUAUUCUGAAGCAUUCUGUAAUAACAGUACAGACCGUGGCUACAUCAGCGCUGAUGGUUCCAGUAAACAUCCAAGUGUUAACUGCACCCAUUUUGAUGAAAGACAGACUGUUUCCAGUCAAAAUUCAUUGUCCAAUGUUUUGUCUACAACAAGAGGUUACAUCAAGGGAGUUUGUCCAGGAUUGAGUCAUGCACAGAAACUUGGCAUAUCGUACCAUGACAACACGGUAGAGCAGAAUUCCAGAAGUCAUGAGAACCCCGAUGAAUCUUACACGGACCAAUCCAGUGUCCAGAUUCAAUCAAGUUCUGUGAUAUUGAUCUCUCAUCCAGCCACAAGCCCACCCGAUGAGCCUUUGGAAACCGGGUCAAGAACUCAAUACCUUGAAAAUAUUGUGGUAACUGGCGACUCUGAGCCGGUAGAAGUUAGUGGCUCGUCCGAAGGGAGCACCGAAAACCUUGCUGAGGACACCACCUUAGGCAUCUCUGAACAGAUAGAAGUUACUGCUGCUGAAGAGGUUGCGUCUCAGGACAUUCAUAUUGAAGAUGGUACCAGCUGACCAAUGGAGUAGGCACCAAUUUUCCCACCUAACUUGGAGCACCUUAUGAAUCGACAUUCAUUGACCGAUUUUGUUGUAGAUCUGAAAGUAAUAUUCUUUCGUAGCUGUCAGAUAUAUGUUUAACGAUAUGGUUUUGAUCAAAUAGCUGAUGUAAAGUUAUGUACACCAGAAGCAAAGGAACUACAUGGCCGAAAUGCAACAUACUACAGUAUCACAGAUGAGCAAUUUUACUGAGAA
Messenger RNA from Hordeum vulgare subsp. vulgare (domesticated barley), 2324 nucleotides. Its product is annotated as alpha-mannosidase I MNS4. NCBI's taxonomy places the organism in Eukaryota, Viridiplantae, Streptophyta, Magnoliopsida, Poales, Poaceae. Gene Ontology annotation, molecular function: calcium ion binding; mannosyl-oligosaccharide 1,2-alpha-mannosidase activity. The record is from RefSeq and is a predicted model, not a curated record. The transcript is spliced from 17 exons. Bases 60 to 2087 code for a protein of 675 amino acids. Gene Ontology annotation, biological process: carbohydrate metabolic process; mannose trimming involved in glycoprotein ERAD pathway; endoplasmic reticulum mannose trimming. Gene Ontology annotation, cellular component: membrane; endoplasmic reticulum.